AUGCCCAGUGAUCUUAAAAGGAACGUCGACCUCCAUGAGAUACGGGCGGAAGAAAAGGUCGACCAACGUAUCAAGUUGCGUGAUUUGAGUACGCGUGAGGAUUUUUUCGCCUAUAUCCUUCGCCGCGGUAGCUUUAACAAGGACCAGCUGGCGGAACAAGCCAAGAUCUUGUUGCUGGACGGGUCCGAAACAACGGCAACCUUCUUAGCUGGAGUGACUUACUUCUUGCUGACAACGCCGGCAGCGCUGAAGAAGCUGCAGCAUGAGGUACGAUCUUCUUUCUCGUCAGAGGAUGAGAUGGAUGGAGAUUCCACAAAGAAGCUCCCAUAUCUUCACGCUGUUGUUGAGGAAGGCCUUCGCUUAUUUCCUCCAGUCCCGCUCGGCCUUCCACGGGUUUGUCCCGGUGCAACGAUAGAUGGGUACUAUGUCCCAUCUGGCACAGAAGUAUCAGUCGACAACUUUGUCAUGUCUGGCGAUGCACGGAACUUCCCCGAUCCGGAUGAAUUUCAUCCUGAGCGUUGGAUUGGAGAGAAUACUAGGAGUAACAAGGAGGCCAGUCGUCCGUUUUCCAUUGGGCCUCGGGCCUGCUUGGGCAUCAAUCUGGCAUAUCUUGAGGCUAGAAUGAUUCUUGCCACCAUGGCGUAUUCAUAUGACUGGGAACUGGUCGACAAGGAAGCGGACUGGUUCGAACAGGUGAAACUGUUGACGUUCUGGCGAAAGCCGAAACUGUUGGUUCGUUUUCAUCCCUGUGGCUUUCUUGGUGCAGGCGAGUCGAAGCAAGAAUAA
Ilyonectria robusta is the source of this 786-nucleotide messenger RNA. RefSeq names its product cytochrome P450. Bases 1 to 786 code for a protein of 261 amino acids. The record is from RefSeq and is a predicted model, not a curated record. The transcript has a single exon. NCBI's taxonomy places the organism in Eukaryota, Fungi, Ascomycota, Sordariomycetes, Hypocreales, Nectriaceae. Gene Ontology annotation, molecular function: iron ion binding; monooxygenase activity; heme binding.